Acanthopagrus latus (yellowfin seabream) is the source of this 360-nucleotide messenger RNA. RefSeq names its product dynein heavy chain 17, axonemal-like. The coding region runs from base 19 to 330 and encodes 103 amino acids. Lineage: Eukaryota; Metazoa; Chordata; Actinopteri; Spariformes; Sparidae. The transcript has a single exon. The record is from RefSeq and is a predicted model, not a curated record.
UCUUCCAGCUGAGUCUUCAUGGCCGAGGCCACCAGUACAAGCAGCAGCAGUGGAGGCGCUGGAGGUGUGCGUGUCCCCCAGGAGCCCUCUCUCAAAACUGGGGUGGUGUUGUCAGAUGAGAGGGUGGACUUCCUUCGGGAGCAGGCCUUCUGCGUGCUGCGAGUGAAGACGGAUAAGUGGAACCGCUUCAUUGGAGCAGAGGAGAACCAGAAGAUUAUACUGGAUUUCCUGGACCACAUCUGGACCAACAGACUGCUGCUCUUCACGGGGCCUGGAGGGACACUGCAUGCAGGGGAUGCUCAGGUAGGAAAUCGGAAAAGGAUGAAUUGAGUUUAAAAAAAGUUCAGGCAGCUGCUUUCA